Cutaneotrichosporon cavernicola is the source of this 570-nucleotide messenger RNA. RefSeq lists its product as uncharacterized. Lineage: Eukaryota; Fungi; Basidiomycota; Tremellomycetes; Trichosporonales; Trichosporonaceae. The transcript is spliced from 7 exons. The record is from RefSeq and is a predicted model, not a curated record. Gene Ontology annotation, molecular function: GTPase activity; GTP binding. Gene Ontology annotation, cellular component: endoplasmic reticulum exit site; COPII vesicle coat. Gene Ontology annotation, biological process: intracellular protein transport; endoplasmic reticulum to Golgi vesicle-mediated transport; vesicle organization. Bases 1 to 570 code for a protein of 189 amino acids.
AUGUUCAUCAUUAACUGGUUCUGGGACAUCCUCGCCCAGCUGGGCCUCAUGAACAAGAACGCCAAGCUCCUGUUCCUGGGUCUCGACAACGCGGGCAAGACGACCCUCCUCCAUAUGCUCAAGAACGACCGCCUCGCCACCCUCCAGCCCACGCUGCACCCCACGUCCGAGGAGCUCGCGAUCGGCAACGUCCGCUUCACGACCUACGACCUUGGCGGACACAUGCAGGCCCGCCGCCUGUGGCGCGACUACUUCCCCGAGGUCGACGGCAUUGUCUUCCUCGUUGACGCUGCGGACACCCUGCGCUUUGGCGAGAGCAAGUCCGAGCUCGACCAGCUGCUCUCGAUUGAGGAGCUCGCCAACGUUCCCUUCCUCAUCCUCGGCAACAAGAUUGACGCCGUCGGUGCCGUCUCGGAGGAAGAGCUCCGCCACCAGCUCGGCCUCUACCAGACCACCGGCAAGGGCAAGGUGCCCCUCCGGGACAUCCGCCCCAUCGAGGUCUUCAUGUGCUCGGUCGUCAUGCGCCAGGGCUACGGCGAGGGCUUCCGCUGGCUCUCCCAAUACAUUUAA